AUGCCCGCAGACGACUCCAGGCAGGAUUCAGGAGUGAAUGCUCGACCGCGACUUGCGAGGGAUACGGCGAGCACAGAUCGGCUUCUAUCGUAUUACCAGUCUGCGCUGGCUGGGAAGGAGACCUAUGGCGAGCCGUACAGCGAGCACGGUGUUACGCCGACCUCAGUUAAAAACACCGUGCGAUUGAUUCACCAUAAAAGAGAAAACUCGACAGGCUCUUCUUGUUCAUCAUCCAGCGACUACUCAGCCGAUUCUCCCUUGGCCAGCCCUACGAAUACGACACCGUCCACUUCGUCUUCUACCUCAAGAGUCAGGCGUAGAUCCAGCAUUCCUUCAGAGGGUGGGGAAGAUAGAAGGAGACUAGCAGUCGUUGAAAUGGAUGUACAUUCUGGUAAAACAAGAACUGAUAAGCGACCCUCGCCCAGCGAUAUACGGUCUCGACGCGGUGUCAACACGCGUUUAGAAGGCCUGGCGCUAGUGGCGCCUCCGGAUGCUGCGCCUCGGACGUAUACACAGCUCACUCCUCCCCCCACAGCCCCCAUUGUCGGCCCUUCGGUUGAUCGGGUGUCGCGUUCCAACGACUCGAAUGCGCUUCACCAACGCUCUGCAUCUGAAGCAGUGGUCGGUCUGCGCCAUAAGACGUCGCGGGAUGUCGGUAUCGUUGGGACUUCGAAGUCCAUUCCCCCAUCAACUAAUGCACCCAAAUUGCAUGGUAACCAACAGGGCGUUAAUCCCGGUUCUUUGAAGCCUCCAAUCUUUCAGCGCCCACAAACACGAUCGCCCUCGCCUGGGGGCACCUCGGACGCGUCGGACUCGUCCUUUAGAAGAAACUUAUCGACUCCCCAACAAGCACCCCCCAUGCUAGCGCACCAUACAACCUACCCCAUCCUCACGCCUGAGAUCGGCCAAGCGAAACAGAUCGGUGCACCUGUCGCAUCGCCUGUUAUAGUGAAUAUAAACAACGCCUACUCCACGAAUACACGCCUCGAUAGCCCGUUCAGCGCACCUGAUGACCCGAAGUCAAUACCUUCUCCGCGGCUCCCUGUGUCCCCUACAAUGUCCUAUCUUCGUUACCAACCCGGGCUGCACGCCACCGCUGGUCCGUUGCCUCCACCCCCGAAAGCCAUCGGUCUGGAGUCGAGCUCUCCUCCGCCACCCCGUCCACCUCGCCUCCACUCGCCUCCCAUAACACGUCGUCGCGGCGACAUAGACGCCGUUCGUCAAGCUCUGCAACUUCCCCCUUCCGUAUCUGCCGUCCUUGCCUCUAAACUUCCUUCAUCCACCAAUCGCAGUUCAUCACCGUCGUCUUCCGCAACAAAGCUUAAUCCGUCUACCCAACCAACCCGAAACGCCAAUGACACCACAUCAGAUCACCGAGAGUCAGCUAGUGUACUGUCGACUACGGCUAUUCAGGGAUCUCACAUUUCGGAGAAGCCCAACCACGUACGCGAGGGCGCCUUCCCUCCAUCAGCCUCCAGCUCACUGGCGUCCACCAAUGGCUCUAUGGAUGAUGCGCGCGCGAAAGGUAGUAAUGACCAAGCUGGCAGCAGAAGUAAAUCACCACCACUACGAACUCAGUCACCCGCAACAAUGCCUCAGGUUCCGGAAGAAGGACCGCCAGUGAUUAGCUUGAGAACUAAUGCCACUCCACUGCACGGUGAUGGCGUAUCAGUACAAGCGUCACCGCCCGAGCCUAUAUCAAACACGAAACCAUCUUUAGACAGCCCGGUCAGUAUAAAUGUAGCUCCUGCAACACCCGCAUUGGACAAUGAGGCGUACAAGGACGCUUCCUCUGCAAUGCUUCCGACACCACCUGCAGAAGACAGUGGGUCCGACUUCGGGGAUACACCGAGCCCCCCACCCAAGAGUCUAAGGAAUAGCUGGACGGCAAACCUCAAGCGGUUCUCGUCGCUUCCUCGUACGCCUUCCCCCCAGUCAAAGAGGUCGUCAGCAGGUAGUAGUUUGUACCGGAAUCGAACGACACGCACCCCUUCACGAUCACGAUCACCGUCACCCUUGUCCACUCCCUUGCAUCACGAAGACUUCUUGGAUACUCCCCAUGCCCGCCCACGACCACCACCCCGCAUUGAGUACAUAUCACCUUAUCCCCCUGCAAUGUAUUGCGGCGAUGUCACCUGUAAGAAGACUGCAUUAGAGCGCUGUGCUGGAUAUGCUGCCAAGAUCAAUGAACUUUACGUCACUGAUUGUGGAUUAGCCGGCUGGCUCCAGACAAGUGGCAUAGGACUUCGGAGCCCGAAGAAGCAAAGUAACAUGCUUUCCGCUUCACCUUCUCAGAGCUUCACCCCUCAGCCACGUCAAACUUCUGGGUCUUCUACAUUCUCUGAAGUCACUUUCCCUCGCCGACCAGAUGCGACAUUAGCUACGGAUCUGUCACCACGCCCUUCACAAGAUGUACCUCCUACCGCGCCUGCCCUUCCUUAUCCCUCCCUGAUGCUACAACCACCCACGCGUUCCUCGACGAUGAUUAGCGCAGCUCCGUCGUCUUUGCGAUCUAUGGUUUCUCCGCAGUCAGCGAGGACCGGAUUUUUCGCUUCCCUUGGACGACGAGCAAGCCUCAAGAAAGAACGACCACUACCUCACACGAUCCUUACACAUUCUACAAAUAAGCUCAUGAAACCUGGCCCAGCUAGCCCCCAUCCACGCCCUGUUAACUUAUCCAACAAUCCAUCUGUACCCGGUGGUCCUCGUGCUCCUCCUAAUCGCAUGACUCGAGCUUCUACUAUGAUGGUAGCACCCAUGACUGCCCAACCUUCCCCAAGCUCAGAAACUCGUCCGUCUUCUUUUGAACGUGGAGCCCCCAUGAAGCGUGGAUCGACCAUGAUUCAUGGGCCGAAGUCGCAGCACAAUCACGCACCAUCGUCUGGGGACGAAGUCUUGGAUAUCAGGCAUGAUUCUACAGACUUCAUGAAGCAGGUUGAUAAGCUUUCGGACCUUCUGCCACACGCUGAUAAGGCCGUUCUGGCUGGUUAUUUGCGUCGAGCGGGCCAGGACAUGCUUGCGAUCGGGCAAUAUCUCGAAGACGAGAAGAAUGGCGCGAUUCGGAGGGCCUAA
Molecule: messenger RNA, 3072 nt
Organism: Pleurotus ostreatus (oyster mushroom)
Lineage: Eukaryota; Fungi; Basidiomycota; Agaricomycetes; Agaricales; Pleurotaceae
Exons: 4
Coding region: 1-3072 (1023 amino acids)
Source: RefSeq, a predicted model, not a curated record